Molecule: messenger RNA, 4172 nt
Organism: Monodelphis domestica (gray short-tailed opossum)
Lineage: Eukaryota; Metazoa; Chordata; Mammalia; Didelphimorphia; Didelphidae
Source: RefSeq, a predicted model, not a curated record
UUGUAGUUUAAGUUUAUUUAUUUAAUUAAUUUGGAAUAUUUUUCCAUGGUUACAUGAUUCAUGUUCUUUCCCUCCCCUCUUUCACCCCCCUCCCAUAGCCAAUGAACUAUUCCACUGGGUUUUACAUGUGUCUUUGAUAUUAUUGAUAUUUGCCCUAGGGUGAACGUUUAGAGUCUACAUCCCUGAUCAUAUCCUCAUUGACCCAUGUGAUUGAGCAGCUGUUUUUCUUCUGUGUUUCUGCUCCCACAGUUCUUUCUCUGAAUGUGGAUAGCAUCUUUUUCACAAAUCCCUCAGAAUUGUCCUGGGUCAUUGCAUUGCUGCUAGUAGAGGAGUCCAUUACAUUUGAUGGUACCACAGUGUAUCUGUCUCUUUGGACAAUGUUCUCCUAGUUCUGCUCCUCUCACUCUGCAUCACUUCCUGGAGGUCGUUCCAGAUCACAUGGAAUUUGGAGGAAGGAUUCUUAAUUCUCUAAGAAGCAGGAGUCUGCAAUCUAAACUCCUAGCCAGAGAAGGGAGAUGUCCUGGGCAGUACCAGCUUUGAGAGAAGACAAAAUUUGUGAGGUUCUAAGUUCAAGAGUUGGGAGACUGGGGCAGCUAGCUAGGCACAGACCUGGGCUCAAAUUUUGCUUCAGGAACUUCCUAGUUGGGUGACCCUGGGUAAUUCACUUAACCCCAGUUAUCUAGUCCUUGCUGCUCCUUCUCUCUUAGAACUGAUAUUAAGCCAAAAGGUAAGUUUAAAAUAAUAAAAAGAGUUUGGAGACUGAACCUUCUGGAGAGAGAAGGGGAUUUCCUGAUGUUGUGCGGUGCUGCCUGUGAAGACUGCCCACGUAGCUCCUGAACAGUGUACUAUCUGGAGAGUAAAUCCAGUGAGUUACUCAAAUAGCAAAGAUCAAAUGAAAAAAAAAAAAGUGGUUCAGAACCCAUUGCAUUUACUUUCCAGGGGAAUCAAGAAAUAAACAUAAAGCUCCUAUUAUGUGGCAGGCACUGACCUAAGCUCUGGGGCUAUAAGAACAGGGCAAAAGACAACCCCCACCUUCCAGGAGCUUAUAAUCUAACAGGAAAGACAAUGUGCAAACAAAUAUAAUCUAAAGCAAUAAUAGAUAUAGGCAUAUAAUGUAAUAGAUAAUAAUAACAGAUAAAGAGUAAAUAGGAAAUAAUGAACAGAGAAAGCACUAGGAUUGAUGGGAUAGCUAGGUGACUCAGUGGAUAAUCAGAUCUAGAGAUGAGGAGGUCCUCAGACCCUUUCUGUGUGACCCUGGGCAAGUCACUUAACUCUUGUUAUCUAGCCCUUACCUAAGCUCUUCUGCCUUGGAAUGGAUACCUAGUAUGAAUUCUAAGACAGAAGGUAAGGCUUUUAAAAUAAAAAUUCUUAUUUGGGGGGGAGUAUGGGGGCACCUGGGUGGCUCAGUGGAUUGAGAGUCAGGGCUAGAGAUGGGAGGUCCUGGGUUCCAAUCUGGUCUCAGACACUUCCUAGCUGUGUGACCCUGGAUAAGUCACUUAACCCCCAUUGCCUAGCCCCCUUACUGCUCUUCUGCCUUGGAACCAAAAUACAGUAUUGCUUCUAAGAUGGAAGGUGAGAGGUUAAAAAAAAAUUACCCUGAGAUCAUCUCUAAGUCCAUUCUGUUCUGAGGGGAUCAGUUUUGCCCUUUGAGAACUUCAAGCAAUUUGUGUGUCUAUCUGUAGCCUCCUGUGAGUCCUUCGUCCCUUCUGCCUCUUCUCUGAAGGAGAUGAAAGGCUGUCCCAUGCCCAGCAUGCACUUAUUACCCUGACUGUUUGUAUGGGAGCGAGGUGAUGCCGUCCCCCAUUUGGAGCUGGACAUGAGCUAGACGUUGGGAACACGAGAUUUUCCCCGGAACAGCCCGAGGUGGGCACGACGCGCUGCAAGGCGAGGUUGCCCUUCUUGGGUCAGACUCCCAGGAUCUGGCGAGGUCCGCGUGCGCCUGGCAUGUUUGGAGUAGGGCCUCUCCGGGUUACACUGUGGUUAACAUUUGUGUCUGGUCAUUCGAGUACCCAGACCAGCUGGCCACAUCCCUCAGGCCCCCCCUCCUCUGCCAACAGAGUGGAAUCCAGAAGCAAAAUAUUUUUCGGCCUCGGUCACUGUGGCACGCUGGGUGCCAACCCGCCAGGCCCUGCUUCCUGCUAGCGUGGGGGGCUUGGGCUCCCCAGGACAAAUGUUUCCAUUUCAUGUCUUUAGCACAUUGCCCAAUCCAGGGGGCGGAGGAAGGCUGUGUGGCUGGGGGAGGGGGCCCAAGUGGUCCCGGUGGCUUCCCCCAGCACUGCCAGCCCCUGGAAUUCUCCAGAAUCUUCUCAGAAUGUGCCUCGGGCCUCUUCUCCUCCCUUGCGCCCCUGUGCCGAGAUGUGAACACGGGCAGACGUCCACGGGAUUGCAGAGCUGGCCCUCUCUUGGGCCACCCCCUGGGGUUGGAGGAGAGAACUGGGCAGUCAGUCAGAGGUUAGGGGGAGGAUCACAAGCAAAGAGGCAGGGAGCAGCUCCAGGAAAUGUUUGCCUUUCCCCGCCAGGAGGGAUGGCAAACAAGCCUUCGGUGCCUUUCGGGCAGUUUGCGCUAGCCAGACGAGAGGGAUUCCAGAGAGGAACGGCCGGCCCAGAAGGAACAGUUUUCCAACCACUCUUCGGGAGAGAAAAAAGAAGGCGUUGCGAGUGGGACCAAGGGAUGCCUGGGAUCUGUGUGCUGCUGCUGCCCGGGAAAGGACCGCUGAGCCGGCAAGCUCGUCGCGUGCCCUCUGGGCACUCCCGUGCCACUUUUCUCCCAGGGACGCCACCUGCUUGUGAGGCCCCUGGGUCUGGGCCAUUUCCUGAUUGCUGUGUCCGCUCUUGGGCGGGAGAGAGCAGCCCGGCUGUGAUGUGGGACCCCUGCAGCCCAGGGUGGUGAGGCCGAUGCCAGCCUACUGCCAAGGGAGGUUCGGAUAGCCGGCGGACUGGCAGAGCGCCCCGGCUCUCUCUCCACCAUGAACGGAACGUGCUGCCUCAUCCAGGGGGACACCAUCGCCCAGGUGAUGCCUCCCUUGCUGGUCCUGGCAUUCGUGCUUGGAGCCCUGGGCAACGGGCUUGCUCUGUGCGGCUUCUGCUUUCACAUGAAGUCGUGGAAGCCGAGCACCAUCUACCUCUUCAACCUGGCCGUGGCCGACUUCCUUCUGAUGGUGUGCCUCCCCUUCCGGACCGAUUACUACCGCAAGAAUCGCAAGUGGGGGUUUGGGGACGCCCCCUGUCGGCUGGUGCUGUUCAUGCUGGCCACCAACCGGGCCGGCAGCAUCGUGUUUCUCACCGUGGUGGCCAUAGAUCGCUACUUCAAGGUGGUCCACCCGCAUCACACCUUGAACGCCAUCUCCAACCGGACGGCGGCUGGCCUCGCCUGUGCCCUCUGGGUCCUGGUCAUCGCGGGGACGCUCUACCUGCUCACCGAGACCCACCUGUGCGUGCAGGGCCACACGGUGUCCUGUGAGAGCUUCAUCAUGGAGUCUGCCAACGGCUGGCACGACAUCAUGUUCCAGCUGGAGUUCUUCCUGCCGCUGGCCAUCAUCUCCUUCUGCACCUUCAACAUCAUCGGCAGCCUGAGGCAGAGGCAGCAGCUGACCAGGCAGAGGCGGGUGAAGAAGGCUACCCGGUUCAUCGUCGCGGUGGCUGCCGUCUUUGUCACGUGCUACCUGCCCAGCGUCUCGGCCAGGCUGUAUUUUCUCUGGACGAUCCCUUCGAGUGCCUGCAACGGGUCUGUGCACGUGGCGCUUCACGUCACCCUCAGCUUCACCUACAUGAACAGCAUGCUGGACCCGCUGGUGUACUAUUUUUCCAGCCCUUCGUUCCCCAAAGUCUAUACCAAAUUCAAGAUCUGGGGCCCGAGACCCAAGCCCGCAGGAGAGUCAAAGGCGCAGAACCCCAGGGGGACGCCGGCGUCCAAACUCUGCCCCGAGAGCUGCAUCGGGGUGGAGAAUCACUCCAGAAGCUGUCCAGAAGUGCAGUGGGACCUCCAAAUAUUCUGAAUUCAUGAGGACGGGAAAGACAAAAGAUAGGGGAUAGGGAAGCCAUUUGUGGGGAGUCAAUGGGGGCAGCAGGGAGGGGAGAAGAGGAGGUUGCCUUGGAAAAUACAGCCUUCCCUGGGGAGCUCCUCAAGAAAUGGAUGGAAUCCCCACUAUUAAACCUCUUUGCCACGUUCCAGA